Messenger RNA from Alternaria ventricosa, 570 nucleotides. RefSeq lists its product as uncharacterized. The transcript has a single exon. The record is from RefSeq and is a predicted model, not a curated record. NCBI's taxonomy places the organism in Eukaryota, Fungi, Ascomycota, Dothideomycetes, Pleosporales, Pleosporaceae. Bases 1 to 570 code for a protein of 189 amino acids.
AUGAACUCACCACCCAUUACCCCCACAUCACCACCGCCAUGGGCCACCCACUCACGCUCUUCCACGCGACGCUCCAGUCUAGCAAACGCUGCAAUCCUGCCAAAGCCCGCCUACCCUCAUGCGCGCACUGACAGUGUGGCUUUAUCGGAAUACAGCACCCUCUGCCCCAUCCAAACCACACUAACAACAAAACUCGAAAACACGACUAGCGCCUGGGACGACUGGGACAGCGAUAACGACGAUGUAGAUAGAGCAGGUCUCGCGAGCUGGAUGGGCCGGCGCAAAACCAAGGGUCGAGGUAGUGGGCCCAGGGAGGGCAAAGGCAGCAUGGACAGCACUGAAAGCGACAACGACGCCACGAGGCCCAGUCUUUGUCUGAGAGAGACACCCAAGAAGGCCAAAAAGAGCAUGAACAUCAGCAAGGAAGACCAAGGUCUGGAGCGCGCUAGGAUUGAGGCGGCGGAGAACGCGAGGACCAGACGGCGAGACGCGGAACAGAAGCUUGCGAAGAAGAAACCGAGUGGGUUUAUCAGGGCGAUUACUUGUGGGAAGAGCGAUACCGAUGGGUAA